Messenger RNA from Monomorium pharaonis (pharaoh ant), 556 nucleotides. RefSeq lists its product as uncharacterized. NCBI's taxonomy places the organism in Eukaryota, Metazoa, Arthropoda, Insecta, Hymenoptera, Formicidae. The transcript has 3 exons. The record is from RefSeq and is a predicted model, not a curated record. The coding region runs from base 113 to 394 and encodes 93 amino acids. Gene Ontology annotation, cellular component: mitochondrion.
ACGUGGAGGAACGAAGGACGGAAUUCAUUGUCAAAAGGGUAUUUAGAUCCCUGUCAAUUAUAAUCGUUUAAUAAUUAUAAUUCGAUUGUUGUGUUUACAUAAUCAUUACGAAAUGUUGCGCACGACUACAAGACAAAUACAGGGUAUAACAAUCGCUUCUUUACGGGCAUUUAGCGCACAGGCGAGUACCAGUCAGCCCUCAGUGAAUACUAACGUUCCAGGUCUCAGUGAGAAUGUUGUCAAAAUACCAAACACAACUGUAGGACCCAACGCCUCUAAGGAUAAGGAAUACAAAAAUCCCGAGUACUUCUGCUAUCACGUGGCUUCGUUUGGGGAAGCAGAAGUGGAAUUGGCAAAGUACAGAUUACCAGCACCAUCUAAUAAGAGACAGUAAAUAAACGAUAGAAUGAAGACUCAUGAAUCAUAGUACGAACGAAAUAGUGAAUUUAAUAAGUUGGGAAAAUGUACAAAAAGAGAUGGCAAUAACAAGCUGUGUGUUCAAAACUGUGUUACGUAUUAUUUAAGAAAAAUAUGUUUAAUAUAUCAUUUAGCUGCA